Messenger RNA from Carya illinoinensis, 585 nucleotides. RefSeq lists its product as uncharacterized. The record is from RefSeq and is a predicted model, not a curated record. Gene Ontology annotation, molecular function: RNA-DNA hybrid ribonuclease activity; nucleic acid binding. Lineage: Eukaryota; Viridiplantae; Streptophyta; Magnoliopsida; Fagales; Juglandaceae. The coding region runs from base 1 to 585 and encodes 194 amino acids. The transcript has a single exon.
AUGGCAAUUGUUGAGCUUGAUGAGUUCAAAACAAUACAGUUGAAGAAACCAAAUAGUGUUGGGAGGGAAGUUGCUAUAGAGGGAAGGCAGUGUUGGAAGAUGCUAGAUUGUUCCUUUUACAAAGCUAACUUUGAUGCUGCUUUUGAUAAGGGUAGUGAAAAGAUGGGUAUUGGCAUUGUUAUUAUUGAUCGUAAUGGGGAUGUGUUGGCUACUUUAACAACAUCAAAAGACAAGGUUGGUUCAGUUUUCCAUGCUAAAUGUUAUGCACUGAGUAGAGCUUUGAGGUUAUGUGAGGAGCUGGGGAUGGAACAAGUUCUCUUCAAAGGGGAUGCAAAGUCUGUUGUGCAUGCUAUUAAUUCUAGGACUGAGGACAAUUCAUGGAUGGGUCAAGUGAUUGAAUAUAUGAAGUCUCUAUUACCUGCGCAUGAUUCAUCGACAACUAUUUUUUCUUAUCGAGAUAGCAAUGUGGUAGCGCAUACUCUCGCUAAAUUGGCUAUGAAAUCUGAUGCUAAAUCUAUCUGGUUAGGGGAGGGACCCAAGGAGAUUUUAUCUGUAAUUGUAAAAGACAAAUAUGGUAUUGGUUGA